AUGGCCGCCAUUCAAACCCUUCCUGACGAUGCCUUUGGCGACUUUGUGCGCAAUUGGGAUGAUGAGUGUGACCUCAAAAUGGUGGUGGAACCAUGCGAUAGAUAUGAUCCAGAAUCUACUUCGAGAGUCUUCUAUCCUAUCUGUCUUGGAGAAGUGCUUAACGGGAGAUAUCUUAUUGAACACAAGAUUGGCUUUGGUGGCGGGUCAACUGUAUGGAUGGCCCAUGACCUUCUGCAGAGGAAGGACGUUGCCCUCAAGGUCAUGGCCUUGGGGGAGUGGGCAGAGAACGAAAUUCGUAUGCAGAACGAGAUCUUUCAGCAUGUGCAGGAUACCUCGUCUCUGGUGACAUAUCUCGAUGCUUUCAUUCUCCCCAGAGACAAUGAUCAUCAUCAAGUCUUGGUAUUUCCCUUGAUGGGCCCAUGCGUUGACCCGGUUCUCCUGUUGAGAAUGCCUCCGACCGCUCGCAUGCCCGCUGCCCGAAAAUUGUUGGAGGCUCUGAAGAAGCUACAUCAAGCUGGCAUUGUGCAUCGUGACUUGAAUGAUAGGAACUGUAUGUGGGGAACGGCCCCUCUUCACCAUCUUAGCCGAAGUGCUAAGCACAAAGCACUUGGUCGGCCAUUGAGGCAAGUUAUAGAUGACAUUGACCUGUGGAAACGGGGCGAGCUUGUCCAGCCCCUUCAGGUCCCUGAGAGCCUACGGACCGAGGAUUUCUAUAUUGGAGACUUUGCCCUGGCAAAGAAGGUCGGCGCUGCCUGUGAUAUGUGGAGUUAUAUGAUUCUUUUUUCCGAGCUUUAUCUUGGUAUUCCACCGUUCAGUACUUUGUAUCCGGGUGGGAUUCUCAGUGCUAUUACCAAAAAUCUCGGACCCCUACCGGAAGAGUGGAAGGGUCUUUAUGUCUUCUCUGGAGGUCUUGAUUCGUGGUAUGACCAGAGUCAGGGGCCCGAUCCAGAUAGCUUAGAGUUUCUCGUUUCAUAUCACCGUCCCGAUGCCGACCCAACUGAACGACAGCAUUUGCUCAUUCUCAUGAAGAAAAUGUUUAUCUAUUGUCCGGAGGAGCGCCUGACCGCGACACAGCUCCUGCAGGAUCCUUCAUUCAAGGCGAUCAUGAACAAUCAUGGCUGUUGA
This is a messenger RNA of Aspergillus niger, 1125 nucleotides long. RefSeq lists its product as uncharacterized. Gene Ontology annotation, molecular function: ATP binding; protein kinase activity. NCBI's taxonomy places the organism in Eukaryota, Fungi, Ascomycota, Eurotiomycetes, Eurotiales, Aspergillaceae. Gene Ontology annotation, biological process: protein phosphorylation. The coding region runs from base 1 to 1125 and encodes 374 amino acids. The transcript is spliced from 3 exons. The record is from RefSeq and is a predicted model, not a curated record.